Messenger RNA from Stegostoma tigrinum, 1988 nucleotides. Its product is annotated as ethanolamine kinase 1-like. The coding region runs from base 42 to 1127 and encodes 361 amino acids. The record is from RefSeq and is a predicted model, not a curated record. Gene Ontology annotation, cellular component: cytoplasm. Gene Ontology annotation, biological process: phosphatidylethanolamine biosynthetic process. The transcript has 8 exons. Lineage: Eukaryota; Metazoa; Chordata; Chondrichthyes; Orectolobiformes; Stegostomatidae. Gene Ontology annotation, molecular function: ethanolamine kinase activity.
CAGUGUUGUUCCAACUGCAAGCCAGGGCUUGCCGAGGGAGUAUGGAGCGUUUUACCGCGGCCAGUCCCCUCACAGGAACCAAAUAUCUUGACAUCUAUGUGGACGAAAAGGAGCCCAGAAACGGCAUUGAAGCGCUCCUGAAAGAAUUGCGGCCACUUUGGAAACCGACGGAGAUUAAGUUGAAGACUUUCACUGAUGGAAUCACAAACAAGCUUCUUGGUUGCCAUGUGGAUGAAGCCAUGGAAGAUGUCAUUCUUGUAAGGAUUUAUGGCAAUAUGACAGAACUUUUUGUGGACCGCAACAAUGAAGUUAAAAGUUUCCAGGCUCUUCGUGCUCAGCACUGUGCUCCAGAUCUUUACUGUACUUUUCAGAAUGGAAUGUGCUAUGAAUUCAUCAGAGGUACUGUUUUAAACAUGUGGCUGCUCAGGGAACCUUCAAUUUUCAGGCUUGUUGCCAAGGAACUGGCUCAAUUUCAUUCUGUUCAAACUGAUAAUGGCUAUCCUUCUGAACCAGUCCUUUGGAAUACUAUCUCCAAGUAUUUGGAUUUACUUAAUACCAACCAGCAGAAGCCAACAACACAUGUGAGUUCCCUGGAAAUGAAUGACGUGCCAACUUUUGACAUUCUUGUCAGUGAAGUUGAAAAACUCAAAGAACACCUUUCCCAAUGUGAAUCCCCAGUGGUCUUGUGCCAUAAUGAUCUACUGUGUAAGAAUAUAAUCUACAUUGAAGCAAAAGGAGUUGUAAAGUUUAUUGAUUAUGAAUAUACUGGCUACAAUUACCAAGCAUAUGAUAUCGGAAACCACUUUAAUGAAUUUGCAGGGGUGAGUGAAUUGGACUUCAGCAUGUACCCGCCUAAGGAAUUGCAGUUAGAGUGGCUUAAGUCUUACCUGGAGGUAUUUAAAGAAUGUUCUGGCCGUGAACCAUUGGUGACUGAUCUGGAAGUGCUGAGGCUCUAUGUACAAGUGAACAAAUUUGCUUUGGCUUCACACUUUUCCUGGGGCCUCUGGGCAGUCCUCCAGGCCAGAUAUUCCACCAUUGACUUUGAUUUCCUGAGAUAUGCCAGAGAACGUUUCAAACAAUACUUCAAGAUGAAGGAUGAUGUCAUGACCUUGCAGCUUCCUUCUUAAUGCUGGAGAUCAGUUGGAAAUUUCACUGCAAUGGAAAGCUGGCACAAGCUGGAAACAAGAAACCAUUGAAAACUAAUUAAUGACAAAUUACUGAAAGUUUAAUAUGUCACUUUUAUGCCAUAGUAAUCAUACAUAGAAUUCAAUAUCAUUGCCAAUUUCAUAACUUACUAUCAAGAUUCAUUCAAAAUAGUUAUUCACAGUGAAGACUAUACCUUCAAUUAUGGAAGUAGAUCAACAUGAUUUCAUGUCAUUGUGUACCAAUCACAUUUCUCACUGAUGUUUUGACAUCGAACAUCUUGAGGCAAAUUCUUCAACUGGCAAGUUUGUGUUUUCUUAAAAUAGUCUCUGGUUGUAAGGGUUCAGUUAAAUGAUACUCACUGUCUGUUUUUCAGUAAUGCUCUGCAAUCAUCAUUCCAAUGACAUGGUUUAGAGAAAUGUUUUAAUAUAUGUCAAAGCUGCAAAAUUGAGCAGAAAUUUGAAAUGUACAAAAGGUUGGUCAGCAUAAGAUAAAGACAGAUAAAUCCUAUCAAAAUAUACAUUUAUUGUUGUAGCUAUUGUAACAUUUCAUGUUGAAUCCAACCUCAGAUCUUUUAUCACAAUCUCUACCUUUCAGAUGUUAAUUGUACAUUUCAAUUUUUGGGUUGUAUUUCCUUUCUGGCUGUAGUUUUACAUUUAACAUUGUAAGGUGGAGCCUCAAAACUCUGAAGAUAAUUCCAGCUAAUUAAUCACUGUUCCACUGCUUCGCUCUGUGUUAUUCAACUUUUUGUUCACAAAUGUUGUAGUAAGUCUAUUAUGUAUAACCAUGGAAAGUACAUUGUGUCAUAUCACUGGUAUUGAUUAAAGAUUAUCAUGAAUCAAGAA